Molecule: messenger RNA, 4097 nt
Organism: Gracilinanus agilis (Agile Gracile Mouse Opossum)
Lineage: Eukaryota; Metazoa; Chordata; Mammalia; Didelphimorphia; Didelphidae
Product: ATP-dependent RNA helicase DDX19B-like
Biological process (GO): poly(A)+ mRNA export from nucleus
Cellular component (GO): cytoplasmic stress granule; nucleus
Molecular function (GO): RNA helicase activity; ATP binding; RNA binding
Source: RefSeq, a predicted model, not a curated record
AUGCGUGCCCUCGCGAGGCGCUACGCCUGACCCUCCCCACCGCGUAAGGCCGCCGCUGCCUCUUCCGCCGUCGCUUCCCGCCGCCGCCGCUGCUGCUCGUGUGCGCGCCUGCCCGCCCCGCUACCCCGGCUGCUGCUUCUCCGCGCUCUUGGGACGAUGGCCACCGACUCUUGGGCCCUAGCGGUGGACGAGCAGGAGGCGGCCGCCGAGUCGUUGAGCAGCUUGCAUAUCAAGGAAGAGAAAAUCAAGCCAGAUGCCAAUGGAAUUGUCAAAGCUGAUGAGAAUUCAGGAAAGACAGAUGAAGAAGAGAAAGAGGACAGAGCUGCUCAGUCACUGCUGAACAAGUUGAUUAGAAGCAACCUAGUUGAUAACACAAAUCAGGUAGAAGUCCUACAGCGGGAUCCAAAUUCCCCCCUCUAUUCAGUGAAGUCUUUUGAAGAGCUUCGACUGAAACCACAGCUUCUGCAAGGGGUCUAUGCUAUGGGCUUUAAUCGGCCAUCUAAGAUACAAGAGAAUGCCCUGCCCAUGAUGCUUGCUGAACCUCCACAGAACCUGAUCGCCCAAUCUCAGUCUGGUACUGGUAAAACAGCUGCCUUUGUCCUGGCUAUGCUCAGCCAAGUGGAACCUUUGAACAAAUACCCCCAGUGUUUGUGUCUCUCACCCACUUAUGAGCUGGCUCUUCAGACAGGAAAGGUGAUUGAACAGAUGGGCAAGUUUUAUCCAGAACUUAAACUUGCUUAUGCUGUUCGAGGCAACAAGUUGGAACGAGGUCAAAAGAUCAGUGAGCAGAUUGUCAUUGGCACUCCGGGUACGGUUCUGGAUUGGUGCUCCAAACUAAAAUUCAUCGACCCCAAAAAGAUCAAGGUGUUUGUUCUGGAUGAAGCUGAUGUGAUGAUAGCUACCCAAGGCCAUCAAGAUCAGAGCAUCCGCAUCCAGAGGAUGCUUCCUAAGGAUUGUCAGAUGCUGCUUUUCUCUGCUACCUUCGAAGAUUCUGUGUGGAGAUUUGCUCAGAAAGUUGUCCCAGACCCAAACAUCAUCAAACUGAAGCGAGAAGAAGAAACUUUAGAUACCAUUAAACAGUAUUAUGUGAUGUGCAAUAACCGAGAUGAGAAGUUCCAGGCCCUUUGUAAUCUCUAUGGGGCCAUCACUAUUGCUCAAGCCAUGAUCUUCUGUCAUACCCGCAAAACAGCUGGUUGGCUGGCAGCUGAGUUAUCCAAAGAAGGCCACCAGGUGGCCCUCCUGAGUGGUGAAAUGAUGGUGGAACAGAGAGCUGCGGUGAUUGAGCGUUUCCGAGAAGGCAAGGAGAAAGUGUUGGUGACUACCAAUGUGUGUGCUCGAGGUAUCGAUGUGGAGCAGGUAUCUGUGGUCAUCAACUUUGACCUGCCCGUGGACAAGGAUGGGAAUCCAGACAACGAAACCUACCUUCAUCGUAUCGGGCGCACGGGGCGCUUUGGCAAACGGGGCCUGGCUGUGAACAUGGUGGACAGCAAGCACAGCAUGAACAUUCUCAACAGAAUCCAGGAACAUUUCAAUAAGAAGAUAGACAGAUUGGACACCGAUGAUUUGGAUGAGAUUGAGAAAAUAGCCAACUGACAAGCAUCGACUAGAAUUGAUAUACACCUUUUACACGUGUAUCUCCAGCUCCAUUUGGACUGUUUGUUUUUCAAAUUGGCACAUCUCUCAGCCAUUCACCAAAAAGGACAAAGGCGGGAAUACACAGGAAUUACCUACCUCAUUUCAAAUUAUGUUUGGACUUAGCAAAAAACAACAAAUUGUGCAAAAAAUGGGGGAGGUAGAGAAAAAAUGUUUACAUAAGCUUUUACAAUUAGAUAUAAAUGGACAUAAAUUACCUUUUAAAAAAAAAAAAAAGCAAGUGUUCCCAUCUUAAGACUCUUCUUAAGGGACUGUCAUAUCUAUGGAUAAUACGAUUUCCAGCAUCCACUGUGGCAGCAUCUGGUUUUGUUCUCCAUCCCAAAGUGAGACAAGGAUAUCCUGGGGUGCCAACCAAUCUUCAGCAAAUUGCAAGGGGAACUGAGCAGAGAUGACAAUGGAAAGGAAAGGCAAAGCUAAGAGGUGACUGCUGGACAGCUUCCAAACCAAAAAGUAUUGGGGCGAGUUCCCCAGCUGGGAUGUAGCAGCUCUUUCCUCCCUGCUGCCCACAAUAGGAAGAAAUGGUUUGGGUAAUGAGAAUGACCCUCCAGACCUCUAGUGAGGCUAAACCUCAGGAUGGGGGUUGGCUUCUAAGAUGGGCCAAUAUAAAUUCAAUCACGUUAUUAUCUUGGAAUCAUAGUGCCCCUAUUCCAGUGCCAAGACAGUGAUAUUAUGUAAUUCUCUAAUUGCUGAGAACCUACAAGAAAUGCCCAAUGGAGCUGGGGACAUGAUCCUAGGACUGGGGCUCUCCAGCAGAAGCAUUGAAGGCAGCAGGUCUCUGCCUCUGUGACUUGAAGAGAGGAGACCCUAGAAAAGGGACAGAGCAGAAGCCCAGAAGUCUGCACCGUUGCUCCAUGCCUUCAUUGUCUUGGCAAGGUGGCCUAAUUCUCCCAAUGAAAAUCAUGUCAGAUAUGGGACAUCGUCUCUUCAGACCCCUAAUAUUUGUACUGAAGGAAGACUGACCAUUUGUAGCAAUAGAAGUAGCUGGCUAGCAGGUACAGCCAGGUUCUUUUAAGUGUCCUCUACUGUCCCUUCAUGGACUUUCACUUCCUUCACCAGCCCUCUCUGUCUCCGGGCUAUUGCCAUGGUAUUUCUUAUAUGCUAUCUGGUUCUAAGGGUUCUCAGUCCAUCCCUGGUUUCUUUUUGGUGACUAGAUAAAAGAUAGUACCCAGCUGUGGAGGUGGAGAAGAAAUGAGAAGGUCACUUGAUUCCAAGUCCAGGAUAAGACAGCUCAGCUGCCAUUAUCUCUCCUAAGGACCUUGUAGAAGAAGGGGUCAGUUUCUGAAGAAUAGUGCAAACUAGUCUUUCUUGCUUGGGUGAGGUCCCAUAAUCCACCACCAAAUCCAAUUGCUUUUAGAGGAAGAGAAUCUGACUUCACCAACCAGUUGGCCAUUUCUAAUCAAUCCUGUGGCAAGAAGUCACCACCACUUUCCCAGUCUCUUGUUUCUCCUAACUGCAUGAGUUAAAGGCCAGUAGAAUGUCCAGGGUCUGAUCCCUAUUGUAUGUGUUGGCUUAUGUGUGUAUUUAUGUGAACCAUGUUUGUGAAGUAGCUUUGAUAAUAGGCCUACCUAUUAUUAGGCCUCUUUGUGCACCUAGUGUAAUAUGUAGGAUCCAAAUGGGUCAUCCCUUGAGUUUUUUCCCCAGUGUCAAUCCCUUGCUUUCCUCCCUUUAGGGCUUUGCUGAACUGCUGGGGACUGGAAGGGGAGGGGAAAAAAUCAUGAAGCUAUUAAUUAUCCCUGCUUGUGGCUUCUUCCAACAGUGGGGGUAGAUCUGAAUGGAGACUGCAGAGUCUUUCUCUUAUCUGUUUAGUUGCCCUGUAUGAGCUUCCUUUGAUUCCCUUCUCACCACUUUGCCUAGGUCCCUCCACACUAGGAAAGCUCAUGACAAUCUUGACUUUUUCCUCUUCACAGGUGGAUAUGAGUUAAGGAUAUAUUGCUCUUUAACAGAUAGUGAAGCAAAAGAGCUAUAAAUAAGCGAGUUGGACUUAAAUAUCUGGGAGAAGGGAAAAAAUCAACCUAAUUCCUCUCAGUCUUAAGGAGUCUUAGUUGCUCCUGUAGAUUUCAGAAUCGAGAGGGGAAAGGCUUGAAGCAGUGGAUCAUCUCUGCUUCUUGGAAAGCCUGUGCCAUAAGGCUUUGUGCAACAUUGAUGAAUCCUCAUUUCCUGGGCACUCUGGCAGGGAGAGGAGGCUUCGCUGUCCCCUAGUCCAGUGUAUUGAGUUGGAAGACUUGGUUUCUCUUUGUGGAAGGGCCCUCUUGUGCCCUUUCAGAUGAACAGCUGACCUGUGGUGGAAGUUCUAACAGAUAAGAAAUGGGAUAUGCUGCCAAUCAAUAGAAAAUCCUGUCUUUGAUAAAUUGAGGGUCAUGUAUUGAUGAUACAGUCAAGAAAUUGCUUCAUUGUAGAUGUACUUUCCACUUAUUAUGUUAAUAGAUUUUAACCAAUUGUGAAAA